AUGAGUUCUACAAAUAUUAUUAGGGUAACGCUUCCUGACAAAGCAGUACAGUUCAUAGAAAUUGAACAAGAUGGCACAUUUGGCGAUGUUUGCUCAUACGUACGCAAACUUUUUGAUGUUUCAGAUUCAAUGGUCUUGAUUCCUCAAACGGAGAACAGAAUUACAGACACAACAAAGAUUGGAUCGCUAUUUACAGAUAAGAUUCUCCAUAUAAGUGUCAAAAAUUCUUUUGAUCACGAAGCUCAAGCCUAUCUUGACUCCAUUUCUCAUAACAAGACUAUUGCAAAUAGUCAACAAAAUACCGAUAGACUCAAAAAACAUAAAAUUAUCCAUGCAAAGGACGAAACGAAAGAAACUCCGAUUCCAAUUCCAAUUUCAAGCUUACUUACUUCGAUUGUUGAAGUCGAAACAGAACCAGACUAUAACAGAUACAAUUACAAAUGA
Trichomonas vaginalis G3 is the source of this 444-nucleotide messenger RNA. RefSeq lists its product as uncharacterized. NCBI's taxonomy places the organism in Eukaryota, Parabasalia, Trichomonadida, Trichomonadidae. The transcript has a single exon. The record is from RefSeq and is a predicted model, not a curated record. Bases 1 to 444 code for a protein of 147 amino acids.